AUGACGGGCGGAACAGAUCUUCCGCGACGCGACUGGCGAGAAAGCGAAGACGAGGUGCGGCUCCCUUCUUUGUCUUUUCACGUGAGCGACGAAUACUUAGGAAGCGCUAGUGUCCAAGCUUCAGAGAUAUCGAUUAUUGCAUUAGUCUCGAAACCGCUAAUCAACACAUUUCUAGAGGACGGACGAAAAGGGCAAUUGGUUGUCAUUAUUCCAUCGCAAUAUACGUCUGCCACAUCAUUUCUUUCUCUCUUACAGAGGAUGCUUGAGUCUAUGGUUCUCUUGGAGGCACUCACAGCGACUCGUGUGAUACUGCGCAUACUCCCGUUGUCUCUCAAUGGAUCGGAACUUUCAUGGCUUCAUCUGGCCGGCAUGUUGGCCUUAGUUGAUUCAGGAAUUCCAUUACGUUAUCUCAGCACGAUGGUAGGAGUUGGACUGUCAUACAAUAAGCACGAUGCAUCCCAGAAGAUAGUCCUUGAUCCAUACGGUGGAGAAGCAGACGCAACUCUCUAUGUGGAGGCAGCCAUAGAUUCAAUAGAUGUAGAAUGUAAGGAAGCUCCUGCAACAAGCGUUAUAGCAAACCACACAAGAAGUACAGCUCCCAAGAAUAUCAUUAGAACAGUGGCUAAUGGUCCUCUUCUUGUUUCCCACCUUGACCUGUGUAUAUGCAAAGCCAUGAGUGCUUUAGAGCCACUUAACAGAUGUAUCCUACAAGCAAUAGCUUAG
Giardia duodenalis is the source of this 723-nucleotide messenger RNA. Its product is annotated as RNase PH-like 3'-5' exoribonuclease. Bases 1 to 723 code for a protein of 240 amino acids. The transcript has a single exon. Gene Ontology annotation, biological process: poly(A)-dependent snoRNA 3'-end processing; nuclear mRNA surveillance; rRNA catabolic process. Lineage: Eukaryota; Fornicata; Diplomonadida; Hexamitidae. Gene Ontology annotation, cellular component: cytoplasmic exosome (RNase complex); nuclear exosome (RNase complex); nucleolus. The record is from RefSeq and is a predicted model, not a curated record.